This is a messenger RNA of Hermetia illucens (black soldier fly), 672 nucleotides long. RefSeq lists its product as uncharacterized. The record is from RefSeq and is a predicted model, not a curated record. Bases 171 to 551 code for a protein of 126 amino acids. NCBI's taxonomy places the organism in Eukaryota, Metazoa, Arthropoda, Insecta, Diptera, Stratiomyidae. The transcript has 3 exons.
UCCUUCCUCGAAUAUCACAAAGUAGGCCAAACCGAAAUGCACAAUUUAGUAAUGUCAUCUUAGAGGGAGUUCCGCAAACUUAAAUCCAAAUUUUAAUUUUUAUCCAAAUUUUAAGUUAACUAAAUUUAAGCUCAUAUCUGAAAAGUGGAAAGUAUCCUUCCUAAGUCAGUAUGGCCGGAGGAAAAAAUUUAUCAAAUUCAAAUAUUCAAGUGAAGGAGAUUUCUAAUGCAACAACCUCUGUACAUUGGAAGCAGACUUCACUCACUGCAUCUCGGCCGGAUAUCGCUGAGGAGGACAAGGACAGUUUCUACUAUCUGAUAUCAGAUUUAUUUAGUGUUUUGAUAUUUUUCGUCGUCCUCGUUUUUCAACUUUGGAUUAAAUGGGCAACUUUUAUUGUGCGGGUAGUGAAACUCAUAUACUCCGCAGAGAGGAAUGUACAAAUUGCUUUAUUGAUUGCGGGGUUUUUAUUCAUUGCUUCUUUAUUUUUGCAAUACGUCGUCGGUCAUUGCCGCAACAAUGCCGAUACUCCCUCUAAGAGAAAUACUAAUUGAACAAAGCUAACCACGGAUAAACUCAGUCCUUGCGAGUUGUGAAAAAAAUAAUGCUUUAAUUCCUGAUUUUUGUAUUAUUCAAAAGUUGAAAAAAAAAAUAUUUAAAUUAAGAGAAAGCAAA